AUGUUUGGGCAGCUUGACAUCACGGGCCGAGGACUAAUCGGCCCAGAUGAUCUACAGAAAGUCCUGAGCACCUCGUUGCACAAGAAGGAACCUGCCUCCGGCGACAACAAUAUCAGGCGCUUCACGGACAUGGUCAAGGAGUUUGACCUCAACGGUGAUGGAUAUCUAGAUCCUCAGGAGUUCAGGAAGAUGCUGCGAGCAGAAGAGCCGUGGAAUGAAGGGGACUCCUCCACGGCUGCCCCCGCGCCGUUUGCUAAGUUUUCAAAGCUCCACGUAGUGCAGCUUGUCAUGCUUUGUCCUGCCCUCAGGUCCUUGCGCUGA
This is a messenger RNA of Symbiodinium necroappetens, 321 nucleotides long. Lineage: Eukaryota; Dinophyceae; Suessiales; Symbiodiniaceae. The record is from the annotation of a GenBank genome assembly.